GUUUUUCUGAUGGUAUCAACGGCUGGUAUCUGAUGGUUCCUGAAAAGUUCUCUAGAUGCGAUUCCUUGUUUGGAUUCUUCUGCAUGCUGCAGCGGAGCUGCCUUCCAACUGCGAUGCGCCGGACUUCACUGUGAUGCUGGUGAGAUCCCGCGCCUACUAUCGGAGUGGCUUCUUUGAACUUUCAGACUCGGAGAGAGUGGCACGAAUUUUGGAAAGCCGAGAGCUCAUCAAAGAGAUUUGCCCAGCGGCACUGCUGCAAGCUAUUUUGUUGAAACUUGAAGAGAACUUGGUGUAUCAAACAGAUGCUUUCCAGAGCCUGAUGGCGCAAUACACCUUGUACUUACAUGAAGCCAUUCGAAAUGAGAAGAUCACACCGGACGAGAUGAAGACAUGGCCAUUAGAUGAAGGCGUCCAACGGGUCAUGAACAUCAGUGAAGCACUGGCGCAAAAGAGGUCUUUGUCCAGUGCCAUGGUGAUGAAUUACUGCCAAAUGAUUGAUCGAUUUGGAACGAGCCAUGAGUUGGAUUGGAUUUUGGAGCCGCCCUUUGGUGAGAGCCGUGGCGAUGGUGGCGAUGGUGGCGAUGACACUGGUGACACUGGACUUCUGACUGACACGGAUUUCUACAUCUAUCAAGUUGACUGGCCAUGGUGUGCGCCCCUCAAGGAUGAAGUCCUUGCCAAAGUUCGCAGGGCAGUGCGCAAGUUGCAUGUGAUUAGUUAUUCCGCUGGGCCACGCAGGGAAGAACAAACGGCAUAUUUCAAAUAUAUCGCGGAUCACUGGGAGAACUUACCCGAUUUUACGAUUUUUGUGCACCCAGACGCUGAUGAGCAUCAAGGCUCCCAGUUUCUGGCGCUCCGGCGGGCCUUGAAACUGAUUAAGACGCAGUCGAAAUUUGCGCAGGAGGCUUUGGGAUACUAUCCUUUGGCGCAGCAAAUGGUGAUCGAACCGAUGCGUGUUUGGGGAAAGGAUUUUGCCCCAAUCUGGCAACGCUUUUGGCAUCGGGUUUUCGGACAUCCUUGGACAGACAUGGGCCUUGGCCCACCUCGUUGCAAGUGGCAGAAACAUGUUGGUUACUACUUACUUGGCCAUGCCGGACACACAGGACGCACACGGACAAGUCUGCCGGCCGCCAAGGCCACCUGCGCCCAACUGGACGAGGAAUGCCUUGGUGUCACCUGCCUUUCGCCUUUGGAACCGGCGGAGUUGGAUGAACUCGGGGAGGUGCCACUGUUUCGGGACCGAUGGGGGCGCCACUCCUGCACGGCGCGGAGGGGGGCUGAGGGAUUGCAAGAGUCGCCAGAAAGGGAAGUCGCUGAAGUGAGUUACAUCAAGAGCUGCAGAUCUGCACACAAUGCAGAUGCGAGUGUUGCUGCGAGUGCCACAGCAGGAUCAACGUAUCGAGCCGUGAACAAUUCCUUUCUCUUUGGCUAUGCAGCUGGAGACGAAGUGGUUCGUGGGGAACUGGAGGCCCGUAGAAGAUGCGAUGAACUUGGUGAGGAUUGUGCUGGUUUCACCUGUGAAAGCUUCAUUCCAUUGACCAAGUCCACCACAAAGCAGGGCUAUGCAGACGCUCAGAAAGCUCAAAGCUGCACAGUUCGUGCUGGAUCUGAGCUGAUUCAGAGCCCCAGCAGUGAGUUCACAUUCGUCAAAAUUCCUCCCAGUGCAGAUCUGCAAAAAUCAGUGUCCCGGGUCACUUCCAAAACCAACGCCAGCCGCGUUUUUCAAUUCUACACUGGCUCCCAGUCCAUUGUGCGGAAGGACUUCAGAAAGGGUCUAUCAUCAAACGGCAUAACUCCGUUUUAA
Molecule: messenger RNA, 1804 nt
Organism: Cladocopium goreaui
Lineage: Eukaryota; Dinophyceae; Suessiales; Symbiodiniaceae
Source: the annotation of a GenBank genome assembly